This is a messenger RNA of Thalassophryne amazonica, 1342 nucleotides long. RefSeq names its product histone-lysine N-methyltransferase EHMT1-like. The transcript has 7 exons. Gene Ontology annotation, molecular function: zinc ion binding; p53 binding; protein-lysine N-methyltransferase activity. The coding region runs from base 143 to 1249 and encodes 368 amino acids. Lineage: Eukaryota; Metazoa; Chordata; Actinopteri; Batrachoidiformes; Batrachoididae. The record is from RefSeq and is a predicted model, not a curated record.
UUUAGUGCGACGGAAGGAAAACAACACGGAGAGAAGAAGAAAAAAGAAGAGGAAGAGGAAAAAUAGACUUAAAGUUCUUAUAAAACGUCUGGCAUUAUAGAUAAUUAUAGUUCUCAGGUGCUGCUGAUAGUUCCACAAAGCCAUGGCCCACAGUGGAGUCAGUCCGGGUCCGGGUCCAGGUCCAGGUCCAGAAAGAAGGUCUUCCAGUCCCUUCUCAGCAUCAGCCAGCUGUGCCAAGAGCCGGGAAGCAAAGAGAAGUACAAAGUCUAAAGAAAAGAUCAUUCCUUUUCACAUUACAGCUGUUGCCAGCAGUGACGGAGGUCUUCACGGCAAACCAGAAAGUGUAACAUCGGUAAAAUUCCAAGGAUCUGCUCGGAAUCCCCUUGUGGACACAUCUGGAAGCCUGACGGCUAACUCAUUUAGGAACAGAAUGUCUGCUGGGAGCACCAAGGAACGUGUUUCUAAUUCAGGUUCUGUACAAGCUGCAGAGGAGCAGACAAGUCCUCUGUCUCAGCCUGCUGGUAGGAAAGUAGAAAACCUCAUGGAUACCUCAAAGACUAAAUCACCUUCCCGCAUAAGAGUUCCUCAGAGGCAGAAAUGCAAACUCAAACAAGCAAGUUCCGUUUGCAGCUACACCAAGCCUCAGACAGCCAUGAAGAAGAAGAAGAGGAAAAUGGGAAUGUACAGUCUUGUCCCAAAAAAGAAGACCAAAGUCCUUAAGCAGCAAGAGAAGAAUGUGGAGCCCCUUGACAUUAUGAAGCAGAGCAGACUUGCAGCAGAUGCAGUCAUACCAGAGAGUCUACAUGAAAUGAAGAGCGGAGACGGGAUGGUUGAGAAAAAUGACUUACUGAUGGAGGUGAAGCUGGGUGAAGGAUGCUGCAUUGAAUACACAGAACUGGCUUUGGACUGUCUCGAUCUUAAGGCUCAGGAAGAGCUGCUCUUGCCUCGUCUUUCAGAUGCUGAUGCAACAGAAAAGGACCUGGCUGAAGAGUUACCACUGUGUUGCUGCCGAAUGGAGACUCCUCACAGUGGAAGCAGCCUCUCCACACUGGAUCAGACCUGCAUGGCCAUGGAAAGAGUAGAUGGAAUGCUGAGUCGUUGUCAUCGGCGAGUGAUAAAACAGGAAAUGAUGAGACCCUCCAACGCUGUCCAUCUGCUGGUUUUGUGUGAGGAUCACCGAGCUGGCAUGGUCAAACAUCAGUGCUGCCCAGGCUGUGGACUCUUCUGCAGAGUGGUGAGUGGCAGUUGAUUAUGCUAAUGUCAAGAUGACUCAUGCCAAAUGUUUGCAUCUACUUGCUGUAGCAUCGUUGCAAAUUUUCAAGUUCAACAAAAGCUAUCAAUU